Fonsecaea multimorphosa CBS 102226 is the source of this 1827-nucleotide messenger RNA. RefSeq lists its product as uncharacterized. The record is from RefSeq and is a predicted model, not a curated record. Gene Ontology annotation, molecular function: RNA binding; poly(A) RNA polymerase activity. NCBI's taxonomy places the organism in Eukaryota, Fungi, Ascomycota, Eurotiomycetes, Chaetothyriales, Herpotrichiellaceae. The transcript is spliced from 6 exons. Gene Ontology annotation, cellular component: nucleus. Bases 1 to 1827 code for a protein of 608 amino acids.
AUGGCUGACUCCGAACCGAGAAACCCCAAACAUGGCAUCACCGGUCCGAUGUCCAUGGCCCUCCCCGAACCCUUAGAUAAUGAGAAGACUGCCGAAUUAGUUGAAGAGUUGAAGAGGGAAAACAACUACGAACCGCAAGACCAGACGCAGAAGCGGAUUGAGGUUCUCAAACUGCUGAACAACGCCACCCAGGAGUUUGUCCGUGAGGUCAGUCGAAAGCAGGGACUGCCUCCGUCGCAGAUCAACCAGUUCGGCGGAAAGGUCUAUCCUUACGGCAGUUAUCGCCUCGGCGUCUAUGGACCUGGCUCUGAUAUCGACACUCUCGCCGUAGCCCCGAGGCACGUGAAGCGCGAAGAUUUCUUCGAUUUCUUUCCUGCAAUUUUGAAGCAGAAGAAAAGGGCACCCAGCACCAUUUCCUCGCUUGUUCCGGUCCCCGAUUCCUUCGUCCCCAUCAUCAAACUCGUGGUCAAUGACAUUGAGAUCGAUCUCAUCUUCGCCUCAAUUGCAACCCUGCAGACAAUUCCUCCCAAACUCAGUCUGAACGACAACAGUCUCUUGAUUGGAUUGGAUCAGGCGUCUAUACGUGCAGUUACCGGCCCACGUGUUACCGAUGAGAUCCUUAGCCUCGUUCCCGUCGAGAAGACCUUCCGGACAGCGCUGCGGGCGAUCAAAUUGUGGGCGCAGAGAAGAGCUAUAUAUGCCAAUAUUGUUGGCUAUCCUGGUGGUGUCGCUUGGGCCAUGCUCGUUGCGCGUGUCUGUCAAUUUUACCCCCAUGCGGUCGGUGCUACAAUUGUGGGGAAAUUCUUCUAUAUCAUGAAAGAGUGGCCUUGGCCUCUGCCGGUGAUGUUGAAGGACAUUGAGCAGCCGAAGAAUCUAGGUCCCAAUCACGGAUUCAAGGUCUGGAACCCAGUGCUCUAUAAAGGAGACGAGAAGAAUAUCAUGCCAAUCAUCACACCUGCCUUCCCAAGCAUGUGCGCGACUUACAACAUUUCCAAGUCGGGCAAGACGGUUAUCCUGCGGGAGCUGGAGAGGGCCGACAAGAUAGCCUCGAAGAUCUUUGCCGGCAAAGCUCGGUGGAGCGAGUUAUUCCAGAAGCACACCUUUUUCACUGCAGACCACAAAUACUACUUGAGCGUGACGGCAAGUGCGUUGAACGGCGAUGCAGCCAAGGCGUGGGCGGGUCUUGUCGAAAGCAAAGUUCGGAUUUUUGUCAUGCAGUUGGAAGGCACAAAAGGUAUUGAACUUGCUCGACCAUUUACCAAGGGUUUCAAGCGCGUGCACAAGUGCCAGGAUGUCGACCAAAUCCGAGAAGUACAGAGAGGAAGCAUGAAAUACAAAGUAGAAGAGACGAAGACCGUCGAGACGACCGAUCCUGAACUGGUGACUGCCAAUGGGGAUGGUGCCGCGGUGCCCUUGUCGGACAAUACCAGUCAGGAGAUGGACAAGGACGCGCACACUGUCCACACCUACACGUUCUACAUCGGGAUCGACACGGUGGCUAAAGGAAGCUUGAAUCUAGUCCAAGCGUUCCAGGCGUUCAAGCAAGUUUGCGAGGGGUGGACCAACUACAAUGCGGAAGUCCAUUUCCUCAAUCUCGCGUCGUCGAAAAGUUGGGAGUUACCUGAAGAUCUCUUCGAUACGAAAGCCGGCGAAGUCCGACCGACCAAACCGGUCAAGAAGGUGAUUAAGAAUCCCAAAGCAGAGGCCAAGCCGGUCCGACGUAGCAUCAACGAGGUCGAGGACGUUGAAAUGGACGGCGAUGCCGUGAAACGACCAAGACUGAUGACAGCUACGCCAACGCCAACCCCCACAGCUGCACCCGCGUGA